Messenger RNA from Staurois parvus, 672 nucleotides. Lineage: Eukaryota; Metazoa; Chordata; Amphibia; Anura; Ranidae. The record is from the annotation of a GenBank genome assembly.
AUGGAGGAAUUCCUUUGUGCACACAUACAUUGUUUCAAAGAUGAAGGAAGUCAUGGAGUAAUAUUAUUUCUAUACAGUGUGCUUUUCUCCCGAACAAUUUUAAGGGUUAACCAUGACUCAGACCACACAACUACUCAUCUCUUGCAUUUUUGUCUGGGGAAUUACACAGUCAGACAGGCUGUGUUAAACCUGAUUUUAACAGGGAGAGCAAGCCCUCAUGUCUUUAAUGGGGACCAAGUCCUGGAGGAACAGAAGCUGGAGCAGGAACUUCAUGGAGUCCUAACACGCAGUGAUGUAGGCUACUUACACUGGAGCAGGGAUGAAAUGGAACAGCACAAACUUCCCCAGGUGGGAAGCAUGCUGAAGACUCCAAAAUAUCCUAUUUGGCUGUGUAAUAUAAAUGGAACAUACAGUGUCCUGUUUGGGACAAAUGCAUCUCUCUUAUGUGACUGGAAAAUGGAACACAUAUUUGACCUUUAUUUCUACAAUGGGCAGCUUUCUCAGACCAAAACUGUGCAUUUGACAGUUGACACCCACUCACACCCAUGGGAAGGUCGCUAUAAAGCAGAAGAGGGUGACCAAGAGAAAAGAUUUCCCUCUCUGGAGAUGACUGUCAGAACCAAAUGGGAAGGAGCAGCUAUUAACUGGAAUGGAACUGUACCAUUUUUCUAA